UAGCCUGACUGAAAUUUUUGUUCUCACUGAACCAGUUCUUGCAUUUUUUGCCCAACUGGUAUUUGAGUGUAAUAUAACCAGUCCCUUGCACUUUUGCCUGACUGGAAUUUGUUCUAAUUUGAACCAGCCUUUCCUAGGAUCAAAAGUAUCUGUUUGGAAGUUAAGUAAGUUAUAAAAAAACUUAAUUUAUACUUGUAGCUAGCAGACCUGGAAAGUGCAGAGGCCUUAGACAGUCCUUUGAAAAAAAAGGCACCAUCAAUUUCGAGUGUGAUAUUACCUAAGAGUAGUGAGCGCUUAAACCUCUCUGACAGGCAAAAUAGAAGGCGACGCAAGAAAACAAAAAAAAGUUUAAAGAAAAUUCACUGUGCUAGUGGAGAAAAAGAUGAACGCCGUUGUGUUAAUGAUGGAAUGUGGGUAACCCUCAUAAAUAACAGAAAUAAUGAAAUGGCUGAAUACAUAUCAAAUUCUGAUACAUGUAUGGAUAAAGUUAUUCCCCAAAUUGUGCAACAAAACUUUGAACAAUAUAAAACCAGUAUUGACAACAAGGUCAGGAGCUUGGAAAUACUAUACACUGGAGGAAUGAUUAGUAAAAGGAAGUAUACCAACAUAAGAAAUACAUAUACAGGUCCUGUAUUCAAAGAUUGUGAAAUGCCCAAAAUUCUGUCUUACAAAGCCCUCAUUUCUUUUAUUAACACUAGCAUUGAAAUAGGUGAUCUUUAUAGCCUCCAAGAGUUUGGAAAAUCAGUUAAUAUGCCUGCCUCACCUGGAGUGUAUAGACAACUGGAACCAUUUAUUUUAAGGCUAGCCUACCUGUAUCUUUCAAUCCAUGCCAAGAGCCCAAUACUUCACUGGUUCAAUGGAAAAGAAUAUGAGUUUCUUGUUACAGUUGGAGCAGAUGCAGCACCCUUUGGCAGGGAUGAGUGUGCCACUGCCUACCUUGUUAGUUUCCUUAAUUUACUUAAGAAGGUCAACAGCUGUGAUGACAAUCAUCUGUUGAUGGGUGCAAGCUGUUCAGAAGAUGAUGGGCUACUAAUAGUUUAUACAAAGCAGCUUUUUAAAGAAAUGGAAGAUGUUGAGAGAAAGGUGUAUGAUAUAGAAGCCAAUGGCACAAAGCAUGCAUGCAAGUUCAUUUUAAAACUUAUCCCUAGUGAUAUGAAGUGGAUGGCAACAAUGUGUGGUGAGCUCAAUAAUGCAGCCACUUACUUUUCUUCCUUUGCAAAUGUCAACAAAGGAAAUAUGGACACAAGGAAUAGCAGAAUUGGCACUGACCCAAAGACAUCAACCUGGCAGCCUUGGACCUACAAAGGCAGACUGGAUGUAGCUAAUAAGGUCACAAAGGAGAAGUCUAAACUCACAGCUAGUGAACUGAAGGGUAGGACAAAAGUGACACAGUUCAUUGCUAAAUCUAAGUCACGCCAAGAGUUUGUUCCUCCUCUAGGUAAAUAUGUUGAUUGUUGCAAAGCAGAGCCUCUUCACAACUGUAAUAAUGCAUGGCAACAGUGGUUUUGUAUUCUACUCACCCUAGCCAUUAGCUUUGUUCCAGAAGGAUCUCUGAAAAGUUGUUCAACAGUAAAUGAGCUACCAAGUCAAAGUGCCUUUGUUAAGUUCAUGACCAGCCUAAAAGAGGUAGUGAAAUGUACCAGGCUAUGGAAGAAUAUCUGCAAAUGGUUUUCUGAAGGAAGAAAGAAGAACCAAGCUCUGUCAUAUCGCUUCACAGGAAAAGAAUCCAAGCUUUGUUCAUGGGGAUUUCAGGAGCUCAUCAAGGUUCUUCUGGCCUUUGUUUCUGAUAACAAGACAAAGUUGAAAUUGCAUGUCUUAUCCUUCAUAGCUUUAAAGCUGAGAGAUAGUGCUUCUAUCUUCAGCCAGUUUGAGACUAAUGAUGCAGAUGUUGGAAGACUUACGAGCCUAUGUUCAGAAUUCUUCAAUGCAUGGUCCAUAUUUCUUGGGAGGAUAACACCCACUGUAUGGACAAUUGCUUAUGCAGUUCCAUUCCAUCCCCAACAGCUAGUCAGGGAACUCGGUAAUGGUUUAGGCCUGAAUAGCAUGCAGGGUAGGGAGGCCAAGCACAUCAAACUUAAGAAGUACAUGGAGUUCACACCAUCCACCAGCAAGCAUUCCCGAUGGUUGAGUGUUUUCAAACAUGAAUUUGUAAAUGCUGUGUGGCUUAAAGAAAAGAAGCCUGAAAGUUGGCUUAAGAUCAAUCAGCCACGCGACCACUUUAUCCCCAAAUGUGUAGAGAAUACAAGUUUUUGCUACUGUGGAUUGAAGAAAAUUGAUAGCCCAGACCAGCUGAAAUGUGAAAUUUGCAAUAGCCAACUGAUGCAUUUAAUUGAAACCAGUGCCAAAGAAGGCAAGCUCCACAACGACUUAAAAAAGUUUUCUUGA
Messenger RNA from Actinia tenebrosa (Australian red waratah sea anemone), 2385 nucleotides. RefSeq lists its product as uncharacterized. NCBI's taxonomy places the organism in Eukaryota, Metazoa, Cnidaria, Anthozoa, Actiniaria, Actiniidae. The record is from RefSeq and is a predicted model, not a curated record.